Molecule: messenger RNA, 1558 nt
Organism: Centruroides sculpturatus (bark scorpion)
Lineage: Eukaryota; Metazoa; Arthropoda; Arachnida; Scorpiones; Buthidae
Exons: 2
Coding region: 80-1558 (492 amino acids)
Source: RefSeq, a predicted model, not a curated record
UUUAAAAGUAAUAUAAAGUAAACCGCACCAUGGAUAUAUAUAUAUCUAUUACUUAUAGCAGAUAAUUAUAAUAAGCGUCAUGGAAAAAGAGACAAAGCUCCAUAAUUUAAGAAAACUUCAGUCAAGGUGCAAAAUAGACAUACAGUAUUUCAAAUGUUCCUUAAGAGAAGAAUCCACACCGAAUACGUUAAGCCUACCCAAGUCCAUCUCAGCAAACAUACAACGUAGAGAUAUAUGGGAGAUCGAGAGGCAAAUAAUAAAAGCUACAAUAAAAUUCAAAACUAAAAAACUAUUCAUAUUAAAACGACAAAUAAGAAGAUUACAAGGAAAUGCAGAACCAAAUAAAGAAUCUACCGACUGGAAAUACAAAAAAAGAAAAGACCAGAAACUAAAAAAGCUAUUCGGAUACCCAAUGCCAAGUGAAAAAAGAAAAUGGGAAAGUAAGUUAAUAGUUAAUAAGACAAAUAAAACUAUACCAGCAAAUAUAACUAACAUACUAAAACUAGGAUUAGAAUAUAAUAUGCCACUAAACGAUAAAGCAAUUAAUAUAAUAUCCGAAAUUGACAAAGCGGUAAAUCAGAUAAAAAUAGAAAAUAGAAGUAAUUUAAAACAUCAAAUAAAAGAAGACAUAAAGAAACUAAAAAGCAACAAUGAAAUAGGGAAGAUAAUGUUAAGAGAUAGGGGCGGAAAAGAGUAUUCAAAAAAAUGCGCAACACUAAAAAAAUACUUGAAGGAUAAUAACCUUAACAUAAUCAAAGCUGAUAAAACUAAUCAAAUCAUCAUAGUGGAUAAAGAAUGGGAAAAAAAGAAAAAAUCUGAAAUAGUGUUAACGAAUGACUUUGUUGAACUAACAGAAGAACCAAAAGAAGAAAUAAAAAAAUGGAUGAAGAAAGAAAUCACAAAAUUAUAUAAACAAGGAAAGGUAACACCAGCUGAGAAAAAACAGAUACUAAACUAUAACAAUAUCAGAAAACCGCAACUUAAAAUAAGGCUAAAAACACACAAAACAGGAGAUAUAUGCAGGCCGUUAGUAGACUUUAAAAACACAAUACUAUCUAAUUUAGAACUAUUCAUAAAGAAAAAACUUAAAAUAAUACCAUAUUCAGAUUAUUCAAUAAAAAACACUGACGAAUUAAUAAGAAAACUGAUGAGAAUUAAAAUGAAACCGACGUAUAGGCUACUAAGUCUAGACAUAAUCUCUAUGUACCCGUCAAUAAAAUGGGAAUUAAUUGAAAAAAGCCUACGCAACCUAGAAAUACAUAACUGGCUACUGGAGUUAAUAAAAUACAGCUUUAAAAACAAUUAUUUCCAUAUAGAUGAAAAAAUAUAUAGACAAAAAAAUGGUAUUAGCAUGGGGACAAUAAUCGGACCAAAACUGGCAGAAAUAUGCAUGAAAGAAAUAGAUAAAAAACUGGCAAAACUAAACGGAAUAAUAUUUAUGGCUAGAUAUGUGGACGAUAUCAUAGUAAUAUACGACAAUGAAAUAACUAGCGGAAAUAUAAUAUACAACUACGCAAACACGCUAAGCAAUACCAUUAAAAAAUUGAAUUGGAGAUAA